This is a messenger RNA of Nannochloropsis gaditana CCMP526, 573 nucleotides long. RefSeq lists its product as uncharacterized. The transcript has a single exon. The record is from RefSeq and is a predicted model, not a curated record. The annotation marks the transcript as partial.
GCGGGGUCGACCCCCACUUACAGGCCGCCCCAGGGUCCGCCCCGCCUUUUUCCAGCAAUAGCUGUACCACCUUGGCAUUGCCCAGUCGCCCGGCAGCGGCAUGUGUCAAGGCUGUCAUCCCGUCCAGGUCUCGCAGGUGGACGUCGGCGCCGCGGUCGAGCAGGCACCCCACCACGGAGCUAUGUCCUCGGGAGGCCGCCAGCAUCAGGGGCGUCCAUCCGUGCUCGUCCGUCACAUCGAUGGCCUCGGAAUGGGAUUCCAAUAGACAUAGGACUAUCUUUUCAAGCCCCCAUUGCGCCGCACUAUGAAGAAGAAGAGGCACAGGGAGCAGGUUACUACCGUCUGGUGAAGGCUGAUGCAUCUACUUUCUUCCGGAGCACAAUCUUUAUCAGGCAGCUAUGCCUGUGGCACGGCGAUACGGCCUUUUCUGUUUCUGACGAUGUACGCAAAAUUACGUCAGCUAUCCCGGUAAGCUUGGCAGUAUGCCACAAUGCGUCCUUUGGUUUGCCACGGCUGUGGUUGAGGUGCGUGGCCACAGUAAUACCCGCGUGAGUGCCUGUCAGAAGGUCUUUG